CUCACCAAACAGUCAGUUCGUUCGUUCGUUUCGGCGUCUUUUCGGACGGAAGUUCCCCAUUUUUCGGAUCCAAAUUAAACGUGUAAGAUCAUCAUCGACCGGCAUGAACUGUUCGUGUUCUAGCGAGCGUUGUCCGCACCUGCAGUACCUGAGGACACUGCUGGAUAACAACCAGAAGCGGCAGUUGGCCGCACCGAAGCAUGCCGACAGCCAGACACCGGCGAACCUGGAUUACCGGGCAAUCUGGCAACGCUGGAAGCCGUCGAUAAUGGAAGCGAUCCGGCUGUCCGGAUGUGCCCUCGAGACGACGGCCAUCGUCUGGGCAGAGUUUGCCCGGGCCUGCCUUCAGCUGUGCCUCCACGUACUGAACACGAACUGUUCCACGAAUUUGUUCCUGUUCUUCUGCGUAUCGCUCAUCUGGGCGAUGCUGCGAGGUGCACUGUCAAGGUGAAGAGCGUGCGGUGGCACGCACAAAGUUCGGAAAAUCGGAAGCCCGGAACUGCCUCGUAGAAGUGGAGAAGGGGUUUAAUGAGCCAAUGAUGACCCUCACCGGCGAAAGAUAGCGAUGAUGUCGUGCGGAAGAGUAGAACAAACUGGUUUACCACGAAAAAAAGCCAUAAGAUUCCGGAAUUAAAAUGCAAGCACGCGGUGGAUCUCCAAUUGGCACGCGUCUUCUGCAGGCUACCACGGGAGGUACACUAUGGGCCGAAUUGAAACAAUGGAUGUGAGAAACCACCGAUGUGGUGCGUGCGCUCGAGUGCUACUGCUACACGAUUGACCUCCGUAAAUUCGUUCGGAUGACAAGUUGAAGGCAGAAUACGUUGGUUCAAUACCGGACAUCUUGUAAUUGUGCAAAGGCGCCGCGGUUCGCGUCGGAUCUGCACUGCAGGCUGCAGGUGGUUCCCAUGGCUAAUCGGGCAUCGCGCACGCGGGGCCACCAAGAGCGUUCAAUUAAAGGAGAUAAAAGCUAGCCAGUAGUCUGUAGUCUUCGGGCUAUAUUGCGAGAGCGGUGGCGGUGGCACAUUGGCCAUCGGGCAGGAAGUAGUGCCGCAUCCAAUUGGCUAAAGGCUUCGUGGCGUGUUAAUGUUGCUGCACUGCGCGAUAAUUAAUAUUUUCCGGUCAGCGGCCACCUGUGGCCCGAGGGUGGGCCCUGUUGUAAUAAGUGCCGCAGGGGGAAAAGGGCCCUCGGUGACGUCGCAGAACAGAAUGACGAACGCUCGGACGAACCGGGAAUGAUCCUAGGAUACCGCCAAGGGUCCGGUCGAUGAUUAUUUCUGGUGACGCGAAUGGUUUUACGGAGGGGGCGUCCGAUAAGUUACAUGGGACCUGUACCUUUGCUGUGCCCACAGUAGAUAAGUCCUGUAAUCCGUGGCAGUGCUUCGUGGAACUCAA
This is a messenger RNA of Anopheles aquasalis, 1392 nucleotides long. RefSeq lists its product as uncharacterized. The record is from RefSeq and is a predicted model, not a curated record. Lineage: Eukaryota; Metazoa; Arthropoda; Insecta; Diptera; Culicidae.